Molecule: messenger RNA, 654 nt
Organism: Knipowitschia caucasica
Lineage: Eukaryota; Metazoa; Chordata; Actinopteri; Gobiiformes; Gobiidae
Source: the annotation of a GenBank genome assembly
AUGCUAGCUCAGCAGACUGCUGGACUCCCCUUGACCGUGACCAAGGGACAAAAGAUACUGGGAAUCAGGAGAGCGAUUUUAAACCUGGAGAGGGCGGUGUUUUAUUUCAUCUGGGGCUCCAAGUGGGAGCGGGAGCGGGAACCAGUGAGUUCGGUGCGCGGGCUCGCAAUCGGCGAGCCCUCACAGGUGUGGCGCAACGUGAACCAUCCUGCUCUGCCAAACAGACUCCGGGACCUGUCCUGGAUGGUGGCUCAUGAGGUCCUCCCAGUCAGGUCCGUCAUGCACUCCCGGGGCCUCUUACAGUCCGCGACCUGUCCCCGGCCGGGUUGUGGCGCGCCCAAGUCGGUGAGACACUUGCUCUGGGAGUGCAGCGCCGCCGUCGACCAGUGGGCAAUAGCCGGCUCCUUGCAAUUCCCGUACCUACCAGCAGGGGAGGUCCUCACAGCACAGCUGAUGCUGUACGGGGUGGGCCUAAGUCCGAAUUCAAAAAAGGACUUCACAAGAAUCUGGCUCACCCUCGCCGCCACCAAAGACGCCAUAUGGACCUCCAGAAACCUGCUGGUAGGAAGGCACAUGCAGAUUCCCCCCGUGGCUAUGAUCCGGAUGGCAGCGGCCACAGUCAGAGAGGCUGUGGCUGCAGGCGGCGGGCCCUAG